AUGCGUAUUUCGGUGAACGUGAAAUAUUACGUUGCUAGAGCAGGAACGUCUCCGCCGUCCCAGGGGAUCAAAGGACAGCGCGUAGCCGUUAUUUUGCCGCUGUUCUACGAUUGCCUGCGCAUUUGCGUGAAUUGGAAACUGCGGGCUGAGGCUCAGUCUAAUGUCGGUGCUGGACAUGGAGUGGCCGGCUGUGGUGAAAAAGUGCAAAUCCGAGGACGGGGGCUGAUCAUCAAGACGUUUGCCGGAGGUCGGUCCGGACAACCCAACCCCGCUCUCAGCUCGCAGUUUGUCAUCCCGGCUGCGAAAGCCCCGCAAGAAUGGCGCCACCAACACCACCGCACCUACUUCAAACUCGAGCACACCCAGAAAUCGGAAGUCAAGACCGCCAUGCUGAACGUUUUUGUUAAGAACAUGAAUGGCGACGACGGCAAGUCGAAAUUCACCAUCUACGUCAACAAGUAUUUGGACGAGAACACCGUGUCCACUGAAGGACAAAUCGUUUUUGCCAAGCACCACGUGAUGAACGGCGACCAGUGGGAACAGAUCGAAGUCACCGACAUCAUCAACGAGUGGAUCAACAACCCGGAUACGAACUACGGCAUGCAGGUCAAGGUCAUCCCGGAUGGCAAUGGCGUCGCCUUCUUCGACCCGAUCGACCGCCACAGCAACAACUCUCAGUACUUCCUCGAAGUCGUCCAAAUGCCGAACCUCCGCAAGCGCCGUGAGCUACAGCACGACAACGGCUCCCAGAUAUGCACCAUCGACCCGUCGCACCCGGAUUCCUACUGCUGCCGCUACCACCUCGAGAUCGACUUCAAGGACUUCGAAUGGGGCUUCGUCAUCGCCCCCAGCAAGUACACUGCCUACUACUGCGCCGGCCGCUGCCGCCCAGGCCAAUCGGCCAAGACCCUGCACGCCCGCUUCAUGGAGAUCAAGAUGCCGCAACACAUGUGCUGUGCCCCGGACAAACUCGGCGACUUCAAGCUGUUCCACAAGGGACCUGGAUCUAACACGGCUGUGGUGACUACGAUUCGGAACAUGGUUGUGCAAAGCUGUGGAUGCAAA
This is a messenger RNA of Mesorhabditis spiculigera, 1065 nucleotides long. The record is from the annotation of a GenBank genome assembly. Lineage: Eukaryota; Metazoa; Nematoda; Chromadorea; Rhabditida; Rhabditidae.